Molecule: messenger RNA, 1176 nt
Organism: Drosophila novamexicana
Lineage: Eukaryota; Metazoa; Arthropoda; Insecta; Diptera; Drosophilidae
Product: extensin
Exons: 2
Coding region: 1-1176 (391 amino acids)
Source: RefSeq, a predicted model, not a curated record
AUGCACAAUUCCUGGAGCUGCUUGAUGGCGGCAUUGCUCUGCGUCUGCAUCGCAUGGCAGGCUGGAUGCACGCAGGCACGGCAGCCUGAUGGCAUGGUGGGCAUGUCCAAUAGCAUUGCAGCACCUGGACAGCCAUUGUAUUAUCUUAUGGCCGAUGCCGGUUCGACGGUGGGUCCCAAUGAUGAGCUCAAGCGCACGAAUCGUUCGCUUAUGAAGUGGUGGGAGGAUUUGUUUGGGCCGAGCAAUUGCUGCAACAACAACAAUUUGCUUAACAACAACAACAAUUUUCCUAACAACAACAACUACAACAACAAUUGGCUGUACAACAAUAACUUGGCGCCAGCCAUUCCAGCCAUCAACAACAAUAACUGCAAUGGAUUGCAACUGCAGUCUUUGGAUCCCUUCAAGCAAAUGAAGCUGUUCAAGAAGCUGCCCGAUCUGUGGGGCAAUAACUUUGCGGGUCCUUGUGCUGGCCAGUGCGGUGGUGGUGUUCAGCUGCUGCCGCAACCGGUCAACAACUAUGCGGCACCACCAAGUCCCGGUCCAGGCUAUGGCGGUGAAGGCUACGCACCACCGCAGCCUCAACCAGCCGUGCCAACGGCUCCGGUCGACUACAAUCCGGCGCCGGCGCCGCCUAGCAGCGGCUAUGAGACACCAAAUCCCAGCUACGACGGUCCCGGCGAUGGAGAUGCCGGCUAUGUAGAACCUACAGCACCGCCAUCCGUAGACUAUGAGGCGCCAGCGCCUGCACCGCCUGCCGCCAGCUAUGAAACACCAGACACGCCCGAACCCACCUAUGAUACUGUUCCGUCACCCGCGCCCGAGAGCUACAGCAAAGUGGAGGAAUAUGCGCAGCCGGCCAAGAGCUAUACACAGCCACCGCAAAUUGUCUAUCAGCCCAUCAUUUAUCUCUAUCCCACGGCUCAAGCACCAGCCCCGGCACAAGUCUAUGCGGCACCACCAGCCCCGGCACCAGUCUAUGCAGCACCACCGGCACCCCAGCCGGCGCCGGUCUAUGCAGCACCGCCGGCCGCACCACCAGCGCCAACCUAUGCCUCAUCCUCUUGCCGGACACCCAUUAGAUUGUCGUUAAUUGAUCAACCCUAUCGCGUGGCCCCCGAACUCUUCCAGGAGUAUAACUAUCGCUUGGCCCUGGCCGAACAGAAUAGAUUAUAG